AUGGAAAAUUUUUUCCUGCUAUUCGGCUUUCUGACUGCCGUACCCUUCACCUUCUCGUGUGUUGCCACCGAUCCAGGAUCAGCUGCUCCUCGGACCACCACUACCAGACCUCCCGUCACGACAACAGCAUUUGCGCAAACAACGACGACGACAAGAGCAGGAACCAAUCGAUUCAUCAUUCAGGUAGAGCGUAUCACUUUCUUCUAUUUCUGGGUACUGUACGAAAAAUUUUUUUCUAGAUUGGAGACCCCAGAUCCAGCCUCUGGUUGUCUACGAUUGACAGCAAUCUGUACUGCACAAGCGGGAUUCUUUGCUUUUAUGGAGUUCAACGUAAUUGAAGGUGGUCCAGCCGAGAAUCAGAAUAUGGGACAGGUACGCUAA
Molecule: messenger RNA, 381 nt
Organism: Strongylus vulgaris
Lineage: Eukaryota; Metazoa; Nematoda; Chromadorea; Rhabditida; Strongylidae
Source: the annotation of a GenBank genome assembly